Molecule: messenger RNA, 480 nt
Organism: Miscanthus lutarioriparius
Lineage: Eukaryota; Viridiplantae; Streptophyta; Magnoliopsida; Poales; Poaceae
Source: the annotation of a GenBank genome assembly
AUGGCCAAGCACCAAGCUCAGCACGACACCGAGGCUCUUGAUCCUGGGAUGCAACCCUUCUUGGGGCAACCUGUUGUUGAUGGUAGGUUGCGUCCUCCUGGUGCAGCCAAGCGCCGUCACCAUGGGAGCGUCUCGUGGCUCACUAUCCUUGGAAUUUUAUUUCUCACGUUUAACUCUGGGAUGGCCAUCUACCGGUCCCAGGGUGAACGAUGGGCCAUUGCGUACGUCGUCGUCUCCUACCUAGACUUGCUUAUGCUCUUUUUCAGUCUCAGGUGGUAUGAGAGCGCCGAGCCUGGUUCGCUAAUAAGGGACCGUCUCAAAGUAGUUACCUGGGUGCUCACGACAGCGCUCACCCUACUAUUUACGACUAAGGUUGCAGUCGUCAUGCCCACCGUAGUGGCCGUGGUAGUUUGGCUCAUGGCCUUCACCACUAUCGGAGGAGGAUUCUAUGCCUUCUUCUGUUACAGUGAAAAAGAGUGA